GUCCUGGUAUUCUGCUUCCUUUUCUAGGUCUGUGAUUUUUUUAGGAAAGCUGCUUUAUCUUACACAUCUCCAGCUGACAGAGUGGAAAAAACAUGACAAACAUCACUCGACAUAUUGUCACACACCUUCUGACAUUCUCGCUGCAGAACGGGGAAGUGCAGAGCGUUGAGGAAGCUCAGAACCGUCUUUCCUUCCUGGCUCAGAAUAAAAAGCUAUGGAGUCAACAGAUGUACCUGGAUGUGGGAGCAGGGGGCAUUUAUCUCAGAGACGUACAGAGUCAGGACGAGCUGGAGAGCUACGCCUUCAGAUCCAUCUUCCGCUGUCAAGCUGUUAACACAGAAAAACACUUCCCAUCCCUCCUUAUGUUAGUCUGCCAAGGUGACGAUCAGAAGAAGCCAGACAUCCACUUCUUUAACUGUGAAACGGUGAAGGCACAGCAAAUCUGCGACGAAGUCACGUUGGCAGUUUCGACUUCCACCGCCGGCAAGAGUAAGCUGCCCCCUGAUGACAGGUACACAAAUGGCGGACCUGAUAUCUCUUUCCUGCGAGCAGAGAGAGAAGUGGGGAUCCUUAAUCACUGUUUCGACGAAAUCGAGGCCUUCAUGGGCAAGCUGCAGCAGACUGCUGAAGCUGCAACGGUGCUGAACCAAAGAAAGAAGAAGAAGAAGAAAAGUAAAAAGCAAAGCGCUGAAGACGAGCUACUCGCCACAAAGGCUCGCCCUCCACCAGAUGGGGAAUUCAUUGAUAUCUUCCAGAAAUUCAAAUAUUGCUUCAGCCUCUUGGCUCGCCUGAAAUCAACCAUCACCAAUCCUUCUUCAGAGGACCUCAUUCACCAUGUGUUCAAGCCUCUGGAUAUGCUGCGUGGGCCUGUAGCUCCAUACACCCCAGUGUUCUUUGAUGGCUGGAAGCCAGAAGCCUUGAAGCCUGACGGGCAGGUUUGGGAGGAUCCGGUCGAGUCACAGCACAAACUCGAAGCCCUUCGAGAAAAACAAGAGCAACAACCACCUCAGCCACCAAACGAUGACACAAAUUCACUCCCACCGGGGCCUGACAGACUCUACUGCUGCAGUUAUGACUUCAUUGCCAGGAACAGCAGUGAGCUUUCAGUGCAGCAGGGGGAGACACUGGAGGUGAUCGAGUCAUCCAAGCGCUGGUGGAAGUGUCGCAAUCGGUUUAACCAGGUCGGCUUCGUCCCCUUCAACAUCCUGGAGCCCAUGGCUCACAUAGACAGCCCUGUCCACAACAAACCCCCCAGUGUUCCAGCUGCGCCUCCACUUUCCAAGAAUGUCACUCUUGCCCCACCCACCCCCCCUGCUCUUCCCAAAACCACCCCCACCCACUCCCCACAGCGCCCACGCAGCUUACCAUCAUACAACCAGCAUGAUGCCAGAAGGGCCACAGAGCUGGAGGCAGUCAUGGAGAAACAGAAAAUGAAGGUUGAUCUGAAGCUGGAGAGCAGUACAUUGUGAGGAACAGCGUCCACAUUGUGAAGAGCGUUACAUGAAGGACUGUGUUUUCCCGUCCCCAGAGACCGAACAUGUGGCAGUAACUUGACUAUCUAACAUUAAAUCACGGUAUUAUUACCUGAUGUUAAAACUGAGCUUUCUGUCAACAAUAUGAGACGUAGGAAUUUAAUAUAACCAGGUGCCGUGAAAACUAAAGGGGACUGAUUUUGCUUUUCCUUAUUUUAUGCCAUAUAUGUACAUUUAGUGUUUUUUGUGGAUGCUCAUAUUAAAUAUGGACACAGUUUCGAACAGCGAUCGGAGCAUGUACAAGUAAACCAGGAGUCAGAAGGUCAGAUUUCAAAGGGCUCCACCAAUUUUUAUGGAAUGUUUUUUCUACUCUUGGCUUUGUACAGUGGUGCAAAUAUGACACACCUCAGGUACACAGCUCGGGCUGUUUAAACCCUUUGGUUGCAAGGGCCAGCCAAUCAGAAGAAGGCUGGUUUAAAGAGAGGGGAAAGGGAACUAGAGUGGUUUGUUCCAGGAUGAAUUGAGG
Molecule: messenger RNA, 1998 nt
Organism: Neolamprologus brichardi
Lineage: Eukaryota; Metazoa; Chordata; Actinopteri; Cichliformes; Cichlidae
Source: RefSeq, a predicted model, not a curated record